Bubalus bubalis (water buffalo) is the source of this 2605-nucleotide messenger RNA. RefSeq names its product upstream-binding factor 1-like protein 1. Lineage: Eukaryota; Metazoa; Chordata; Mammalia; Artiodactyla; Bovidae. The record is from RefSeq and is a predicted model, not a curated record.
GAGAAUAAACGAGCCCUGGAGGACUUAGGCAGUGGAAGUUAAUAGAGAUGAGAAAUGGCAUGAAUCUAUUCAGAGUUGAUUGGGUUUAUCCGAGAGAACUGUAGUAACCUAGGAGGGACUUCAAGAAUCCUGAUAGUCAAGCAUCUCAAAAGUGAUAUUUCUGUUUUCUUUUUUUCCUGUUCAGAGAUGUUUUGAGUUGUCUGAACCCUGGUAAACUCUGAAAGUAGCAGGUGCUGACCCAUCCAGAGAGCAUAGAAUUUUGGACCUGAUUGGGUGGAUUCUCCUACCGGAAUUGAUGAGACCAAUUCUGCAAUCUUACGAAUCAUCACACUCACCUGCUGAAUCUUGAGAGUGCAGAUGCUGGAAAUUCUGCUGAGAUGGCUGAACUUCCAGGACCAUAUAAUUGUCCCAAAGACCUAGAAAUGGUGCUGCCUAAAAGCCAAGAUGACUGGUCCAAAGAAGACAUUGUGCAGUUACUGGAAUAUAUGGAGAAAAGCAUUCCAUCCAAUGACAGGCACACAUUCAAAACGACCCAGUCAAUGAUGGACUGGGAAAAAGUAGCUUUUAAAGAUUUUUCUGGGGAAAAAUGCAAACUCAAAUGGUUAGAGAUUUCUUGUAACUUGACAAAGUUCCGCACUUUGAAAGAAUUAAUCCAGGAAGCUAAGGAAAAUGUUAACAAUCCUUCCAAAAGCAGAAACCACAAGAAACAUCCUGAUUUACCCAAGAGGCCCCUGACAGUUUACCUUCGCUUUUUUAAAGAGAUGAGACCUCAGUACCUCCAAAAACACCCCAAGAUGAGCAACCAGGAGCUGACCAAGGUUCUGUCUAAGGAAUACAGGAAGCUGCCCAAACAGCUCAAGCUGAAAUACAGUCAAGAUUUCCAGAAAGAGAAACAGGAGUUUCAGGAGAAAAUGGUUCUGUUCAGAGAACAGCACCCAGAACUAGUCCAGAACUCCAAGAAACCUGAUGUCCUCAAAGGAAGUCGAAGCAAAGUGCCAAAGAAGUUUCAGGAACAUGUGCAAAAAGUGAAGCCUCCCCCAGCAAACAAUUUACCCAUAAAGUGGAAAUUCCAUGGAGAGCCCAAGAAGCCCCCGAUGAAUGGCUAUCACAAGUUCCACCAGGAUCUCUGGUCGAGCAGGGAGCUGAAAGUGGUACCCUCGCGGGAGCGCAUGGUGGUCAGUAGAUGCUGGCAGUGGGUCCCUCAGGACCAGAAGGAGCUUUAUAAGAUGCAGGCGGAGGGACUGCAGACACAGUAAAAGGUGGACCUUGAUCUCUGGCUCAGGACUCUGUCUCCUGAAGAAUAUGCUGCUUACAGAGAGGCGACUUGUGCUAAGCUCAAGAACACGAGCAUGACGGGGGCCCCAAACCCCAAGAAUAGAAGGAUGGGUCUGCAGUCCCCAUCAUCAGGGAACCUGAAAGGAAGACUUAGAGAGGACCUGGGGCUUCAGUCUGAAGAGUCAGAAACAUCAGACACGAUUGGAGAACACUCUCCUGCCUCAGGGAGAUCAGAGGAAAACAAGGAAGAGGAGGCAGACAGCAGCUCCUCAGUCCCCAGCACCGAGGAUGAAGAUGGAGAUUCUGAGCUGGAGGACAGCAGCUCCAGCUCAUUGUCCUCAGGGGACUCCUCUGACUAGGAUUCCAACUGAGUUUUGCUUCACAACCUGAAGGGACAAAGAACUUUCCAGCAAAAGUCCAUGGGCCCUUCUCUCUAUUGCCUCUUCAUUGUCUUCCUUCUUUCUCUCCCUCUUCAUACAAAGUGGGACCUGUUGGAAAGAAGGCAUCUUGUGCUCUAAUUUCUGGCCUCUCCAUCUACCCCACAUUCACCUCGAGAGAAAGUCAAUGCAAUGACGCCUCCUGGAAUAAACCCUGAGCUGACUGGGCUGUGGGGCCCCCUGGACUAGACUGAGCUCCCUAAACUGGGAAGGUUUGCUCUCCUCACCCUCUGCGGGCCAGACGUGAGGGGCUGCAGGGGUCUGUGACCCCCCCUUCUCUGUGACCUUGUCUCUCAGGUCUCAGGCAGUGAGCUGGGGAGGGAAGAUCUGAUUGACUGGAAGUAGGAGACUUGCCUUUAAGAAAAUUGUCUCUGUCCCUUCUCUCUGAGGUGAGGGGCUGGCCCUUCCUUAUCUUGGAAGCAAGGAUGGGCAUGUGGGCAGCAGCAUUUCUCUCUAUAUAUUUAUUCUUUGAGUUAUCAGUGAGAUUUUUCUUACUGAUUUCAAAAAUUAUAAAUUAAAAUUUAAAACUGCUACAUUUGAGUUAGCUUUUCCUUAAAACCAUCAUCCUUUGACUCAAUGGCACUAAUUUUCCAGGCCAGAUCUAAAUUUCUUCUGGUUUCUGCCCCAACCCAUUCCUCAUGCUGAAGAUUGUAGGGAAUCAUGUUUUUACCAUAGACUUGGUUUUUUGCAAUAUGUUAUGUGAUUGUAUUAAACAGGUGUUUUGUAUAAGCAUUUUAGUCCAUAGGUUACUAAAUUUUUUGGGAAUUUUUAUGUAGCAGAAUGACAUUACUUUUAAUAUUUUGGUUUAUUUAUAUAUUUGAAAAUGAGUGUAAACCAUCAUCUCAUUAAACUUUUCUAGAUAUUCUUGGCUGAAAAUGAAAAAUAUUCAUUUU